CACGGAGGCCGCCAUGGAUGCGGUGACCUAUGAGGAUGUGCAUGUAAACUUAACUCAUGAAGAGUGGGCACUUCUGGAUCCUUCCCAGAAGAAUCUCUACAAAGAUGUGAUGCUGGAAAUCUACUGGAACCUCAUUUCUGUAGGCUACAAGUGGGAAGACCAUAAUAUUGAAGAAUAUUGCCAAAGUUCUAGAAGACAUGGAAGGUUCCCUGAGCUCUGAAGGGAUGGUUUGAUGGAGACCUCCCAUUUAGGGUCAAGGUCUCUCACUUUGUGCUCAUUUUCCUGUUGUGAGUCCAAUUGGCCGAAAAGGAACGUGCCUGUCCACUGUUUGACACUAGAUGGAGCCAAAGAUUGGUAUCUGACUCGUUACCUACUGAAAGUGGCAUUACAGAAUGCAGUGACCUAUGAUGAUGUGCAUAUCAGCUUCACUAGCAAAGAAUGGGCUUUGCUUGAUACUUCCCAGAAGAAUCUCUACAAAGAUGUGAUGCUGGAUACUUACAGUAACCUUGCUGCUAUAGGCUACAAAUGGGAAGCCCAUAAUAUUGAAGAACAUUGUCAACAAUUUAGAAGACACAGAAGGCUUAAAAGAAGACAUACUGAAGAGAAACCCUACAAAUGUAGUCAAUGUGGUAAAGCCUUUUCACAGAGGAGUCACCUCCAUGCUCAUAAAAGAACCCAUACUGGAGAGAAACCCUAUGAAUGCGAUCAAUGUGGGAAAGCCUUUUCACAAUGUAGUCAUCUCAACACUCAUAAAAGAAUUCAUAGUGGAGAGAAACCCUUUCAAUGUAAUCAAUGUGAGAAAGCUUUUGCAGAUCACAGUUAUCUUAAAAAACAUGAAAAAACUCAUACUGGAGUGAAACCCUAUGAAUGUAACCAAUGUGGUAAAACCUUUUCAAAACCUGAGAGUCUCCGAAUACAUAAAAGGAAUCAUGCUGGAGAGAAACCCUAUCAAUGUAAUCAAUGUGAGAAAGCUUUUGCAGAUUACGGUUAUCUUAAAUUACAUGAAAGAAUCCAUACUGGAGAGAAACCCUAUAAAUGCAGUCAAUGUGGGAAGGCCUUUUCACAACAGAGUCAUCUCAACAUUCAUAAAAGAACCCAUACUGGAGAAAAACCCUACGAAUGUAAGCAAUGUGGUAAAGCUUUUUCAAAUUGCAGUGGUCUUAAAACACAUGAAAGAAUUCAUACGAGAGAGAAACCCUAUGAAUGUAAUCAAUGUGGGAAAGUGUUUUCACACAGGUCUAGUCUCCGGACACAUGAAAGAACUCAUACUGGUGAGAAACCCUUUGAAUGUAAUGAAUGUGGGAAAGCCUUUCGAAAACGCAGUGCUCUCCAAACGCAUAGGAGAACUCAUAUUGGUGAUAAACCCUGUGAAUGUAAGCAAUGUGGUAAAACUUUUUCAAAUAGCAGAGGUCUUAAAAUACAUGAAAGCAUUCAUACUAGAGAGAAACGCUAUGAAUGUAAGCAAUGUGGGAACGUGUUUUCACACAAGCCUAGUCUCCAGAUACUUAAAAGAACUAAUACUGGUGAGCAACCCUAUGAACGUAAUGAAUGUGAGACAGCUUUUCCAAAACCCAGUGCUCUCCAAACACCUAAGAGAACUCCUACAAGGGAGAAACCCAAGCCGGACAGUGGUGGCGCAUGCCUUUAAUCCCAGCACUCGGGAGGCAGAGACAGGUGGAUCUCUGCUAGUUCGAGACCAGCCUGGUCUACAGAGCCAGUUCCAGGACAGUCUCCAAAACAAU
This is a messenger RNA of Cricetulus griseus (Chinese hamster), 1742 nucleotides long. NCBI's taxonomy places the organism in Eukaryota, Metazoa, Chordata, Mammalia, Rodentia, Cricetidae. The record is from RefSeq and is a predicted model, not a curated record.